AUGUCACUCCUACAGUUGGAAACCUCUCUAUCCAAAAUAAGCAACGUAAGCCAGUUGAGGCAGCUCCAUGCCCACCUCUUUCAAAAGUCCGUCCACCACCAAAACCACUGGGUCUCAUUCCUCAUCAACCAAUGCACGCGCCUCCGUGCACCGCCACCCUACACCCGUCUCAUCUUCGACUCCACCCCUCACCCCAACAUCCAUGUCUUCACCUCCAUGCUCCAAUUCUACGCUCCUUUGGGCAAUGUCUACUCCAACCAAGUUGUUUCACUCUAUCAACAAAUGCAGCGCCGUGAGGACAUAUGGCUCGGUACCUUUGUGUACCCACUUUUGAUCAAAUCCUCCGGCCUUGCCGGCAUUGCGUUCCACGCGCAUGUUGUGAAGCUGGGUCUUGUUUCUGAUCGAUAUGUUCGCAAUGCCGUUAUGAGUGUGUACUCGAAAUAUGGGCCGGUUGAGCAUGCCCGGAAGGUGUUCGAAGAAAUGCCUGAGAGGAGUUUGGUGGAUUGGAAUAACAUGGUUUCUGGGUAUUGGAAGUGGGGGGAUAAAGUUGAAGCGUGUAAGCUGUUUGAUAUGAUGCCUGAGAAGGAUGUUGUUUCUUGGACUGCUAUGGUUACAGGGUACGCUAGGAUGAAGGAUUUGGAGAAUGCGAGGAGGUGUUUUGAUGAUGUUCCGGAGAAAAAUGUGGUGUCGUGGAACGCAAUGCUCUCGGCUUAUGCUCAGAAUGGAUGUCCUGAGGAGGCUUUGAGGUUGUUUGAUGACAUGAUGGAUUCUGGAGUUCAACCAAAUGAAACCACAUGGGCAGUUGUCAUUUCAGCGUGUUCGUCGUGUGGUGAUAGUUCUGUUGUAGACUCGUUUAUCCAAAAGCUCAAUCAGAAGCGGAUGCAUUUGAGUUAUUUUGGGAAAACUGCGAUGCUUGAUAUGUAUGCAAAGCGUGGGAGCAUCGAGAGAGCUAGAGAAGUUUUUGAUGAAUUGGGGGUGUAUAAGAGCUCUGGUACAUGGAAUGCUAUGAUAUCAGCAUAUGCAAGAGUUGGGGAUUUGACUUCAGCUCGAGAGCUCUUUGAUAAAAUGCUGGAAAGAGAUGUCAUCUCAUGGAACUCAAUGAUAUCUGGUUAUGCUCAGAACGGACAGUCCGCUCUUGCUAUUGAUCUCUUUAAAGAUAUGACUGCUUCUAAUAACCCCAAACCAAAUGAAGUCACUAUGGCAAGUGUUAUCUCAGCAUGUGGCCAUCUUGGAGCAUUGGAAAUAGGAAAUUGGGCCGUCAACUUUCUCACGAAACAUCAUAUCAAUCCAAGUAUAUCAGUUUACAAUUCUUUGAUAUCCUUGUACUCUAAAUGUGGAAGCAUGGAUGAUGCAAAGAGAAUAUUCGAUGAAAUAAAAAACCGAGAUGUGGUUUCCUACAAUGCAUUGAUUUCAGGGUUUGCGGCUCAUGGUCAUGGAAUGGAAGCUGUCAAGCUAAUGAUGAAGAUGAAAGAAGAAUUUUUGGAGCCAAACCGUGAAACAUAUAUUGGUAUUCUGACAGCGUGCAGCCAUGCCGGGUUGUUAGAAGAAGGUCAAAAGAUCUUUGAGUCAAUCAAAGAUCCUGAUGUAGAUCAUUAUGCAUGCCUGGUUGAUUUAUUAGGUCGGGUUGGUAAAGUAGAUGAGGCAAAAAAUAUAGUUGAUGGCAUGCAGAAAGAGCCCCAUGCUGGAGUUUAUGGAUCUCUUUUAAAUGCUAGCCGGAUUCACAAAAGAAUCGAUCUUGCCGAGUUUGCUGCAAGCGAGCUCUUUGAGCUUGAACCACAUAAUUCAGGAAACUACAUUUUGCUUUCAAACAUGUAUGCCUCUGCAGGCAGGUGGGAUGAUGUGGUGAGAGUUAGAGAAGCAAUGAGAAAUGCAGGUGUGAAAAAGGCAACUGGCUGGAGUUGGGUGGAAUACAAUGGUAAGAUGCACAAGUUCAUUGCAGGAGACAGAUCACAUGAGAUGUCGGAUGAAAUUUAUAGGCUAUUGGCAGAAUUGGGGAGGAAGCUCAGGAAUUCUGGCUACAUUGCUGAUAAGGCCUGUGUGCUAAGAGAUGUUGAUGAGGAAGAGAAAGAAGAGAUGGUGGGUACUCAUAGUGAAAAACUGGCGGUAUGCUUCGCUCUUCUUGUUACAGAACCAAAGUCAGUGAUUAGAGUGGUGAAGAAUCUGAGGGUGUGCAGGGAUUGCCAUACAGCUAUUAAGAUGAUCUCUAUGUUGGAAGGAAGGAAAAUUAUUUUGAGGGAUAAUAACAGGUUUCACCAUUUCAGUGAUGGACAAUGUUCAUGCGGAGACUAUUGGUAAUGUUUAAGAACCAAUCUGCCAUCGUCAUGUUAGGAUGUUUCAUUCAUCGAGUUAUCAAAAGUAAUCAGGAAUAUAAAAUGAAACCUAGAAACCCAGGCACUUACUUUGAUUUUUUGUUCUCCUCUCUGUUAUUAUAUCCGAGGAAAGUGGAUAUGGAGAAAGAUUGGAAUUUGGGAUGUUAAUUUCUGAAAUUUACUUU
Fragaria vesca subsp. vesca is the source of this 2494-nucleotide messenger RNA. Its product is annotated as pentatricopeptide repeat-containing protein At1g14470-like. The coding region runs from base 1 to 2295 and encodes 764 amino acids. The transcript has a single exon. Gene Ontology annotation, biological process: RNA modification. NCBI's taxonomy places the organism in Eukaryota, Viridiplantae, Streptophyta, Magnoliopsida, Rosales, Rosaceae. Gene Ontology annotation, molecular function: RNA binding; zinc ion binding; protein binding. The record is from RefSeq and is a predicted model, not a curated record.